Molecule: messenger RNA, 690 nt
Organism: Lactuca virosa
Lineage: Eukaryota; Viridiplantae; Streptophyta; Magnoliopsida; Asterales; Asteraceae
Source: the annotation of a GenBank genome assembly
AUGUCUGCAGUGGCUUCCGAAGUGGACUGUUACAUGCUAGAGCGGUACAGUCAUGGAUUUCACCUUUCUCUUAUACUUGGUUUCCAAGUUCCGUCUUCAUCUUCUUCUGUUCUUGAUUCCCCGCCCGGUAAGGUUGGAUUUUAUCUUCGACAUCUUAUGUGUGGGUUAUUGUUACCCCCGUCUCGCUUCUUCUUAGAGGUUCUUUGUUAUUACAAAGUUCAUCUUGUCCAGCUAUUUCCGAAUGCAGUGUCAAAGAUUGUUACUUUCGAAGUUUUUUUUUGCGUUGCUCAUGAAAUACCCCUUGAUGUUUCCUUGUUUUGUUAUUUUUAUCGUUUGAAGAAGUGUGGUGACUGGUUUUCUUUCAGUAGUCGUCACUUUCCUCUGUCUCCAGAUUUAGCUCGUCCAAAUGGGAACUGGAAAAAUGGGAGUAAAUGCUCCUUCCAGCUGACUUCUUAUUUGGCCGGUGAUAUCCCACCUGAGUCCAUUGUGGUGGAUGAGAUGGUUCCUGACCAAAAUAUGGACCAGAUGCCUGUGACACCCGAAUUUCCCCCUGCGCUCCCAGGUUUUGGGUCGAAUGCUUUCUAUAUCGAGCAGUUGUUGGACACAUCUUGCCCUGUUAUUGGUUCUGUACAGGUCGGUUCUUUUAGGUCCAUAGAAGUUGUGCCCCCUUUAGGUGUCUCUUCGAGCUGA